GUGCAGCCCGGGUGGCGGCGCUAGCGUAAGAUGGCCGAAUAGCGGUACGGCGGAUAGCAGCCGGGCGACCUCUUCGUUCGGCGCUACAUUGCUUCGGUGCUACAUUCGGCUGGUGGUGCGUUCGUUCGUUCGGUUCCGCCGUCGCCGCCGUCGGCCGCCGCUACCACCGUCGCUGUCGCACGAGUUCGUCUCGGUUCGGGUUUACUCGGCGCUUCAGUUCGUGUCCUCUCGCUGCGCACGACGGACGUGUCUCUCGGUGAUCGCGCAGAGAACGUAUUUUAUAUAUAUAUAUAUAUAGAUAUAUGCAUAGGGACAUAUAUAUAUAUACACACACGUACAUAUACAUAUACACAUAUAGACUGUUUGCGACUCUCUCGAACUACCUACCACCAUCGAGUUAUUAUUCUCGUUAAAUGCACAGAGAGAAAGAAAGAGGGGGGAAUCCAGAGUACAAGUCAAAACAUAGAGACGACACGGAAGAAAAAGAAAGAAAAGAAAUAAGUAUAUAGACAACGAUUUAAUUCGCAAAGAAACGAGUCGAGUAUCGUGCCGAAGAAGGUCGUUUCUUCAUACAUAUAUAUAUAUAUAUAUGUAUGUAUGUAUGUAUGUAUGUAUAUAUGUAUGUAGAGAGAGAGAGAGGAAAAUAUAAUAAGAGGUGUAAUAGAAAGGAGAAAACGAAGAAUCGAAGAACGAAGAAGUUCGUCGUCGGAUCACGACGGUUUAUUCUGUAAGCGUCCUUUUCGGGUGAAACCGUGACGACCAAGUGUGAAAGUGAACGAAGACAAAACGAGGAAUAUCAUCCGUCCCGCUAACCUUCGGGAUCUAGACGAGCGAACGCAAGAAGCCAUCUCUCCUCGAGUCUUUCUUACAGGAGAGGCGAUAUCGUUAGCGUCUGGGAGCCUUUAUCGGCUGAUGUGACGAAUAUAGAAGAAGUGUAGUAGUUGGUGAUGUCUUCUUGGUAGAAAAGAAAAAAAAAAAAGAAGAAAAAAGAAAGAAAGAAAGAAAGAAAGGAAGGAAGGAAGGAAAGAGAAGGCCCGAAAAAAAGGAAAAGAAAAGAAAUAUAUCAAGAAGAAGAAGAAGAAAGAAGGAGAGAGAUCGGUGAGGCGAUAGAUGCACCGAAGAGAAGAGGGAAAAAAGGAGGUGGUGGUCCUGGCGCAGCGAAGGCAGCAUCGUUUUCUUUGUCGUCGAAGUGGUGCCGGUAGUAUCGGUGGUGCUGGUGCUGUUGGUGCCGUUGGUGGUGGUGGUGCCGAGUAAGAAGAAGGACGUCGUCUUUGAAGGAACGACCUGGAGCGGCGGGCGGAGGGGGAGGUGGAGGUGGAGGAGGAGGAGACAUCGUCCCUCCCUCCUGGAGCCGGAGGAGGCAUGAGGAGGAGAGAACGGAGGAGGCUCUGAGGCUCGCCGCUGAAGACAAGGAUGGCUCCGUUCUUCGCCGCGAGCACUCUCGCGGGCGCACUCCGCCCUCUGCUCGCGCUUCUGCUCGCGCUUCUGAUCGGCUGCCCGCGAGCUAUACAUGCGGAACAAGUCGUUCUCCUGGACACAACGACGGAGGCGAAGCUCGAGUGGACGAGGUAUCCCUAUGGACCACAAGCAAGCACUCCUGGCUGGGUGGAAGAGUCGUUCACAAACUUCGACAAGGGUAUCAAUUGGCGAAGUUACGUCGUCUGCGACGUCGCUUAUAACAACGUGAACAAUUGGCUCUGGACGCCGUUCAUCGAGAGGGGUCCGGCAAAUCGCAUGUACAUAGAAAUCAAAUUCACGACACGAGACUGUUCGUUGUUCCCUGGAAAUGCCCUUAGCUGCAAGGAGACAUUCAGUCUUCUCUACUACGAGUUUGACGCCGCUACGAAAGAGCCACCACCGUGGGAGCCGGACAGUUAUAAACUCAUCGGACGAAUAGCCGCUGGCGAGGGUAGAUUCAACACGAAUACGGAAGUGGUGAUUAACACCGAAAUAAAGUCCGUACCAGUUACGAAGAAGGGCGUGUACUUUGCCUUCCGUGAUCAAGGUGCCUGCAUCUCGCUUCUUGCCAUCAAGGUUUAUUACAUCAGUUGUCCGGAAAUCUCGGUGAACUUUGCUCAUUUCCCGGCGACACCGACCGGCCGCGAAGUCGCUUUGGUCGAACAAACGAUCGGCACCUGCGUCGCGAAUGCCGUUAAGAUCGAGACACCGACGUUCCUUUGCAAGGGUGACGGUAAAUGGUAUCUACCAAGUGGUGGAUGUCAUUGCAAACCUGGUUACCAAGCAGACGUUGAAAAGCAACAGUGCAUCGAAUGUCCGAUCGGUAGAUUCAAGCACGAGGCUGGACCCCACAGCUGCGAGCUGUGUCCUACUCAUAGUAAAUCGACCGAUCAGGCUGUCACCGAGUGCCGCUGCGAUGCCGAUUAUUACAGAGCCGCUGAUGAUCCCAAGAAGAUGCCCUGCACACAACCACCGUCGGCGCCUCAGAACCUAACCGUCAAUUUCGUGGACCAAUCGACGGUGAUUCUUUCGUGGAACGCACCGCACAAGCUCGGUGGUAGGACCGACACAACGUAUAGGGUCGUUUGCGAUGCUUGCAGCAUGGGUGUCAAAUAUAUACCUAACACGGAGAUCUUCAACGACACGAAGAUCACGAUCACCGGCUUAAAUGCUGUCACGACCUAUCGUUUCCAAGUAUUCGCUGAAAAUGGUGUGUCCGCACAAGCUGGGAAGUCGGAAUACGUGGACAUCACGGUCACCACCGAAGCAAGCGUACCGAGCUUAGUGAGCAAUGUUAGAAUAACGAGCGUCAAAAGUUCCGAACUGAGCAUUAGUUGGGAUGCACCGGUCACGGAAGUAGGUGGAGACAGCGAUCACGUCGAGAGAUACGAAGUGAGGUGUUAUCCGCGCUUCGACGAUGCCAUUAACGCCACUGUGAUCCAAACUUCAGAUCUCUCUGCUACUUUUAAAGGCCUAAAACCAGCAACGGAUUAUGCGAUUCAGGUUCGAGCUAAAACCACACGUGGCUGGGGCGAAUAUACCCCUGUUAUCUACAAAAAGACACCGCACGCGAUGGGACUCGACUAUGUCGGCGAAGACGACAAUAUGCAGGUCAGAAUAAUCGCCGGUGCAGUAGUAGCAGUGGUCGUCCUUCUCGUUAUCAUCAUCGUCAUGACCGUUCUCUUCCUGAGAAGAAACCCUUUACAUUUAAACCCAUACGCUUCACUCGACUCGACUCAUAUAAUGCAAUUUCGAUGCAGCAGGGCCUCAGACGAGUGUAACAAGAAACAGCCGAGCGAUUGCGACACCUUGGAAUACAGAAACGGCGAAGGACUAGUUGUGACCUACAUGCACUGCAAAAUGGACAGUUCACCGAUUGUGACAACCCACACCAACAACAAGAGCAAGUCGUCGCUGACGACGCCGCUGUUCACGCCUGCAGUGGGAGUAACUGGAGCGGGUGCUGGAGGUACAGGUGGCACCGGUGCUAGGAGCUACGUCGAUCCUCACACCUACGAGGAUCCAAAUCAGGCUGUUCGAGAAUUUGCUAGAGAAAUUGACGCUGGAUACAUCACGAUAGAAGCCAUCAUCGGCGGUGGUGAAUUCGGAGACGUUUGUCGUGGCAAAUUGAAACUACCACCGGAUGGUCGAACGGAAAUCGACGUGGCCAUAAAGACAUUGAAACCUGGCUCUGCUGACAAAGCACGGAACGACUUUCUAACGGAAGCCUCGAUAAUGGGUCAGUUCGAGCACCCCAAUGUGAUAUUUCUUCAAGGUGUCGUGACAAAGAGUAAUCCGGUGAUGAUCAUCACCGAGUUCAUGGAGAACGGAAGUUUGGACACUUUUCUUCGGGCGAAUGAUGGUAAAUUCCAAGUGCUUCAGCUGGUCGGUAUGCUACGUGGCAUAGCCAGUGGUAUGCAGUAUCUCGCCGAAAUGAAUUAUGUGCAUCGUGAUCUCGCGGCAAGGAAUGUCCUGGUGAAUGCUGCUCUGGUUUGUAAAAUAGCUGAUUUUGGACUGAGCCGAGAGAUUGAAAGUGCGACAGAGGGUGCAUAUACAACUAGGGGCGGUAAGAUUCCGGUACGAUGGACAGCACCAGAGGCAAUAGCAUUCCGUAAAUUUACUAGCGCCUCCGACGUCUGGAGUAUGGGUAUCGUUUGCUGGGAAGUCAUGUCCUACGGCGAGAGACCAUAUUGGAAUUGGUCCAACCAAGACGUGAUAAAAUCGAUCGAAAAAGGAUACAGACUUCCAGCACCGAUGGACUGUCCCGAAGCAAUCUAUCAGUUAAUGCUCGACUGUUGGCAGAAAGAACGAACUCAUCGGCCUACCUUCGCCAAUCUCACUCAGACAUUGGACAAACUCAUACGGAGUCCGGACACUUUGAGGAAAAUCGCGCAGAACAGAAUCAGGGAACGGGGUGCUCCACCCCCACCCCCACCCGCCACGUCGGCAUCUUCCAACGUGCAUUUGAGAAAAAGGGGCACCAAUCCACUGGCGCCGGACGCGGUGGACUUGACGCAGUUGACCUCGGUCAGCGAGUGGUUGGCCUCGAUCAAAAUGUCUCGAUACGCGGAGAGUUUCGAAAGGGCGGGAGUGACGACGUUGGAGGCAGCAGCUCGCGUUACCGUUCAAGAACUCACCGCACUUGGUAUUACACUGGUCGGUCAUCAAAAGAAGAUCAUGAACAGUGUGACGGCAUUAAGAGCGCAAAUGUCCGCCACGUCGCAGAGCUUUCUCGUUUAGGAAAGAAAAAAAAUGGCGGGAAAAGAAGAAGGGUAAAAGUAAGAAGUCAAACUUUUCGCCAGGGAAACAAGAGUGUCUCGAUGAAUCGAGUGGUCCUGCAUGAAAGCAGGAAUUUUCAGCUUUCUAUAAACGACAGGUCUGAAUCAUGGACAUCCUCUUAAGGAGGAUAGCAAACUCUUCCUCUUCGUCUCGCGAACGUUCGUGAAAACGAAGUCAAAGUCGAGUGAUAACGAAAGACAAUUUUCUCUUUCUCUCGACGGAGACCUGAUAUUUUAAUUCUCGAUAUUAGAAUUAGGAAAACAUUCCAGCGAGUAGUCUCGCUUGAAAAAUAAUAAAAAAAAAAAAAUAUAACAAAGAAAGAAAAUUGGCCUCUCCGGAAAUAUCUCAGCAGCCAUAUAUAUUCCAAGGUGGUCGAUGUAUCGAUCGAUCUAUCGGAUCUUUUCUCUUCGAACAAAUACGUACGUACAUAUAUAUAUAUACAUAUAUAUAUUAUAUAUAUAUAUAUGUGU
Molecule: messenger RNA, 5207 nt
Organism: Vespula pensylvanica (western yellowjacket)
Lineage: Eukaryota; Metazoa; Arthropoda; Insecta; Hymenoptera; Vespidae
Gene: Eph
Product: ephrin type-B receptor 1-B
Exons: 18
Coding region: 1414-4698 (1094 amino acids)
Biological process (GO): axon guidance; protein phosphorylation; cell surface receptor protein tyrosine kinase signaling pathway
Cellular component (GO): plasma membrane; neuron projection
Molecular function (GO): protein binding; transmembrane-ephrin receptor activity; ATP binding
Source: RefSeq, a predicted model, not a curated record